AAAUUUACAUUUCACUUAACAUUUCAAUUCAAAAUAAAACUUAAAUAAACACAAACAACAAUGUCUCGUUUUGUAAAAUUAGUGAAAUCCUUUCUACCAGUCGCAAAUACAUUUACAACCCCAAACCUACAAAGGUUAGGUCAAGUCUCUGUUAGAUGUAAAAGUUCUGAACCAGAAGCCCCCAAACAUGUCCUUAUGCAAUUUUUCGAUGACCCCAAAAACUGGGGAGAAAAUGAGGUCAAAGUUGGGAGAUCUUGGAGAGUCGAGGAGCUGAGGAUCAAGUCGAAUGAGGACUUGCACAAACUCUGGUAUGUUUUACUAAAAGAGCGCAACAUGCUCUACACAAUGGAAGAAGAGUGCAAACAAAAGACUCAUUUAUUUCCAAACCCAGAACGUAUAGAUAAAGUUGAAGAGUCCAUGAAAAAUUUAGAAAACGUUGUCCGGGAACGUAAUGAAGCAUACUAUUUCCUAGAAACUGGUGAGAGUGGUGAAAGACCUUCGUAUAUGAUCAGAAACUCUUUGGGAUUACGGAUAAGACGUAGAGCUACUGAACAUUUGAUACCCAAAUAUAUGAAUACUGAUUGGAAGAGGAAGAAUCAUAUCGGGUUUAGUGGACAUGCUGUGAGGAAGUUUUUGCAACAUUAUAGGGAGCAAUUGUAUGUGGAGAAGAAGAAGAAAAAUAACCGUGACCGUAAUCAUGUAAGAUCCCUACUAAGGAUGUACAAGAAUUUAGAUAUGGAAGCCCUGAAAGAGCAAUACCCCAAUGUCGAUAUUGAAAAAGAGAAGAGGCAUCCUAGAUCACAAGGACAUUUUAUUAGAGACGAUUAA
Molecule: messenger RNA, 828 nt
Organism: Ctenocephalides felis (cat flea)
Lineage: Eukaryota; Metazoa; Arthropoda; Insecta; Siphonaptera; Pulicidae
Gene: mRpL47
Product: 39S ribosomal protein L47, mitochondrial
Exons: 4
Coding region: 61-828 (255 amino acids)
Biological process (GO): mitochondrial translation
Cellular component (GO): mitochondrial ribosome; mitochondrial large ribosomal subunit
Molecular function (GO): structural constituent of ribosome
Source: RefSeq, a predicted model, not a curated record